UCUUUUUGGAAACUGCAUGGUAACUAUUAUAUAGUUAAAGAAGAGCAUUCUGACCUCUGCCCUGGGACUUCCUGGAUCCUCCUCUUCUUAUAAAUACAAGGGCAGAGCUGGUAUCCUGGGGAGCCAGGAAGCAGUGAGCCCAGGAGUCCUCGGCCAGCCCUGCCUGCCCACCAGGAGGAUGAAGGUCUCCGUGGCUGCCCUCUCCUGCCUCAUGCUUGUUGCUGUCCUUGGAUCCCAGGCCCGGUUCACAAAUGAUGCAGAGACAGAGUUAAUGCUGUCAAAGCUUCCAUUGGAAAAUCCAGUAGUUCUGAACAGCUUUCACCUUGCUGCUGACUGCUGCAUCUCCUACGUCUCACAAAGCAUCCCGUGUUCACUCAUGGAAAGUUAUUUUGAAACGAGCAGCGAGUGCUCCAAGCCAGGUGUCAUAUUCCUCACCAAGAAGGGGCGGCAAGUCUGUGCCAAACCCAGUGGUCCGGGAGUUCAGGAUUGCAUGAAAAAGCUGAAGCCCUACUCAAUAUAAUAAUAAAGAGACAAAAGAGGCCAGCCACCCACCUCCAACACCUCCUGUGCCAGGGCAGGCAUCCCCAACUCAGGCUUGGCCAAUCUAUGCUCCCUUUCAGAGAUCUGAGCCUGGAACAAGUGUUGCAGAGAAGCAGAAAAAGAGAGGACUCCAUCCAGGUGACACUGGUGGUGGCAACAGCUUCCAGAUUCUGGAAGCAGCAGUGCCAGCACACGUACCCCAUGACCAGUGCUAGAGGUCAGCAAUGCUAGCUGCAGUGCCCAGCAGCAGUGGCAGCAUUCACACCAGUUGACUCUUCUGGCAUGAUUUUGGAUGUGGCAUUGGAGUUGGUCUCUCUAGGAUUCUACCUCCGCCUCCCAGAUUCAAGCAAUUCUCCUGCCUCAGCCUCCCUACUAGCUGGGAUUAUGUGCCUGCCACCACACCUGGCUAAUUUCUGUAUUUUUAGUAGAGACAGGGUUUCGCCAUGUUGGCCAGGCUGGUCUCAAACUCUUAACCUCAGAUGAUCCACCCACCUCGGCCUCCCAAAGUACUGGGAUCACAGGCAUGAGCCACUGCACUCAGCCUCUACCUACUUUUCAAGCCUUCCUGAUAC
Molecule: messenger RNA, 1112 nt
Organism: Pongo pygmaeus (Bornean orangutan)
Lineage: Eukaryota; Metazoa; Chordata; Mammalia; Primates; Hominidae
Gene: CCL15
Product: C-C motif chemokine ligand 15
Exons: 5
Coding region: 179-520 (113 amino acids)
Biological process (GO): inflammatory response; positive regulation of GTPase activity; chemokine-mediated signaling pathway
Cellular component (GO): extracellular region
Molecular function (GO): CCR chemokine receptor binding; chemokine activity
Source: RefSeq, a predicted model, not a curated record